Messenger RNA from Symbiodinium necroappetens, 1462 nucleotides. The record is from the annotation of a GenBank genome assembly. Lineage: Eukaryota; Dinophyceae; Suessiales; Symbiodiniaceae.
AUGAAAAAAGUCUUCGGCGCCUUGGCGCUGUGCAGCGUCUUCCUCUUCUUCCGCAGAGACUUCUGGUCGGGCGCUGUUGAGGCGGACGUGGCCCCAGCCAAGGUGGCCUCCGCGAAGCUUUCGGAGACGCUGAAGGUGGAGGAGCAGAAAAGGCGCAAAUACGCGUUUCUCCACACGUCCAAGACCUCCAGAAGAUCCUUUUGCGAAGCGGAGGGCUGGGAUUUGGAGUGGUCGGACGAAUUCAGUGGCGAUAGCUUGAACUUGACGUCCUGGGAGCUUGUCUCCAGCAAAGGCGGCUAUGAUAACAUCGAUCUGCCGGUUGGAGGCCUGAAUGUCACAGCUUGCCGCUGCGCUGCAUGCCGCCGGGAGAAUGCCGUGGUGGAGGAUGGCAAGCUUCGAAUAAUUUCCGAGCGGGACCCGGAGGACAACACCAGGUAUUACUCGGCUGCUCUUUCCACAAAGGGCCGCCUGUCCUGGACGACCGACAACGGGCCCUUUCGUGUCUGUAUCCGCGCCAAGCUACCGCUCAAUACCCGAGGUGUUUGGCCGGCGCACUGGAUGCUUCCUGAGAACGGCCUCUCUGACAAAUGUCUCGAUGAAGGCGAGAUGGACAUCCUGGAGAUGGUAAGUGGUGACGGCAAGGCGUACCAUGCGUACCACUGGAUGUCCAGCUGGCCUGGAAGCCAUUGCGCCGAUUUCGAGACCUUCCAUCGCUCGGUCUCCUCAAGCAUGAUCGUGCGGGAGUACAGCACCGAGUUCCAUGAGUAUGCCGUUGAAAGGACCCCCGAUGGCAUCCGAUAUGCCAUCGACGGCGUGCCGACUGGAAGUUAUCGGGCUGUGGAGCGCGGCUUUACGCUCUCGUCUGCGCCGUGGUUCCUCAUCCUGAACACAGCGAUUGGAGGUGGAUGGCCGGGGUAUCCGGCGCCUGAGGUGACCUCUAUGCCCGUGGAGCACGUGAUCGACUGGGUCCGUGUUGUGCGGCGACGUCUGCACAAGCCUCCAAGACCUGCCCAGACGCGCUCUAGCCUAUGCAGCUGGGGUGCUGUUGCGUCUGGAGCUUUGCGAGCUGCAGAUCUGGCCGUGAAGAACACCUUUAUUCAUGUGGACGAUGGCGAGCUUGAAUGGUGGGAUCCCACCUGCCGACUCCGACGCACCACAAGCUGCCCAGGUCGCCUCCAGGUAUAUGAGCAGGCCCAUAUCGUCGUGGAGGCCCAGCAGGAGAGUCCAAAAGCUCCCAGGCUCGAGCCUGUGCUGCUUCUGAAGACUGGCUUGUGGGAAGACUCCACUGAUGUGGAGGACUCCACGCCCAUCGACGAAUCUUCGAUGUUGGAGCGGAACCUGCUCUUGCACCAGCUCGGCAACUGCAAGCCAUGCUCCUACUACUACUUCAAGGAGGAUGGUUGUCGAAAUGGCGAUAGUUGUGAGUUCUGCCACUUCUGCUCUCCAGCAGCCGUGAAAGAGA